AUGCACACGGGAGAGCGACCCUACGAAUGUUGUGAGUGUGGGAAAAGCUUCUCUCGGAGCUCAAACCUUACUAUACAUCAGCGGAUCCACACAGGAGAGAGACCCUAUGAAUGCCGUGAGUGCGGGAAACGUUUCACUCACCUCUCCUCCCUUAUCUCCCAUCAGACAACGCAUAUGGGAAAGCGACCCUACGAAUGUUGUGAGUGUGGGAAAAGCUUCUCUCGGAGCUCAAACCUUACUAUGCAUCAGAGGAUCCACACAGGAGAGACACCCUAUGAAUGCAGUGAGUGCGGGAAACGUUUCACUCACCUCUCCUCCCUUAUCUCUCAUCAGAGAGUCCACACGGGAGAGAAACCCUAUGAAUGCAGUGAGUGCGGGAAAAGCUUCUCUCGGAACUCAACCCUUAUUACACAUUACAGAAUCCACACCGGGCAGAGACCCUAUGAAUGCUGCAAGUGUGGGAAAAGCUUCAGUCAUAGCUCAGGCCUUUCUAAACAUCAGAGAAUCCGUAAAGGAGAUAAACUUCAUAAAAACCUUCUCUAGAGCUGUCAGAAAUUUUUUUCUUUAAUUCUUUUGACAGUUCCCAGAUAGUGACUAUUAAGGUAUUUGCAUCUUUUGCACAUUGUGGUCCCUCAGCUCCCACACGAGUUGCCCAGUUUUGAAGCUCGCCCAUCUUUGGGGUGGAUCCUGUGGUCUUUUCUAUCAACUCCAUUGUCCUGCGAGUCAUGGGAGUGGGUGUCCUUUCUACCAGGAAUGUCUGUCACCCCAGGUGAGGGAGAUAGGGGGUGUCUUCAACCAGUUAUGUUGAGAUAAAAUCUACCUGGGCCUCAUCACUAUGGUUGUCAUGGAGUUAGCUAGCUUGAGUUCACUUUCCUGAUG
This is a messenger RNA of Mauremys reevesii (Reeves's turtle), 879 nucleotides long. Its product is annotated as zinc finger protein 70-like. The record is from RefSeq and is a predicted model, not a curated record. Gene Ontology annotation, molecular function: DNA-binding transcription factor activity, RNA polymerase II-specific; RNA polymerase II cis-regulatory region sequence-specific DNA binding. The transcript has a single exon. Lineage: Eukaryota; Metazoa; Chordata; Testudines; Geoemydidae. The coding region runs from base 1 to 543 and encodes 180 amino acids. Gene Ontology annotation, biological process: regulation of transcription by RNA polymerase II.